UUCCGAUUUGGGCUUUAUCAGGAAACGACAUCUAGGACUUUAAGAUUUUUGAGGCGAUAAAACUACACUUGCAGGUUGAGAGCGAAUCAUUUGCAGUCUAACAUUCUGCAAAGUUUUCAUGUCUACAGAUUGCAUUUUCCCCGUUGCAGUUAGGUUCCCGUCUGCGUAUUUGCUUUAUCCCUGCAGCGUGAGAGUGAGCUUCCCCAGCAGCCGUCCCUGUUGGUCUGAAACGAUACAUUCCUGCGCAUGACCUAGUUUCGGCAUCGCCGGCGGUUGUACAUCCUCUCAUCAGCAGAAGUUUUCAGGAGCUGCGAGCUCAUAGAAGUGAGAAGACUUGAAGGAAGCUAUAAUCAGCCGCCCUUCUGGUUGAUGUUUAAAUAAAACAAAGUCUGUCAAGUAAAGGGCUUUCAUGAAGAAAUUAAAGAGAAAUUGCAAGUAAUAGAGAAACUAGGCAUUUGCAUACUGGAGAAACCACCUCAAUCAACUAUGUGGAAUAAGACAAAAGGAGUGAAUACAUCUGGAAGAAAUUUCCCCUAGUAUGAUGUUUUUGCCCAGCUUUUUGUCAUAAACGGCUGCUGAGGAAGAGAGAAUAUAGUUUUGUAGAGAAAGAAAAAGUGUAAUGUAAAAAUGGAGAUCCCAGUUUCUGAAAUUCAAGUAGAAAGCAAGGAUGAGAAGAGAUCAGCCGUUAGUCCUCAGGGUGAGAGGCAGGAGGAGAAGGCACCGAUGCUUUGCUUCAAGAGAAGAAAGAAAUCAGCCAAAGCCACGAAGCCCAAGGCUGGCUCCGAAGCUGUCGAUGUGGCCGGGAAGUGUCCUUCAGGAGCAGGAGCUUCUGAUCAGCCGCAGCCCCCAGGGGGGGCCUGGGCCUCAAUAAAACGCCUUGUAACACGCAGGAAACAGCCAGAUUCUUCAAAGCAGCAAAAGCCCUUUGAGGCUAACGUGCAACCUGAAGUCAAUGCCGAGGAUGCUGAUCUUUCUAAGAAAAAGGCAAAAUCCAGAUUUAGAAUUCCCUGCAUAAAAUUCUCGAAAGGGGAGAAAAGACACAAUCAUUCCAGAAUUAUAGAAGAUACAGACUGCAGCAUCAAAGUUCAGGGAGAAGCUGAAAAGUUGGAUACAAAAACUCCAACCCAAUCCGAUGACCAGGCAGCAAAGGCCAAGUUGACCCAGGAUGUAAGUGGAGAUGUCUCACAGAAAGAAGGUGAUGAGGUUUGUGAACCAAACGUGAGCAACAGCAGAACUUCUCCUGGAGAGAACGUGAUUUCAGUAGAACUUGGGUUAGAUAUGGGGCAUUCUGCUGUUCAAACAGGAACUCUAAUCCUUGAAAAAGACAUUGAAACGGUUGAGGAAGAACAAAGUGUCCCACCCCAGCAAACAAGCCCACUUGAAACUUCAGAAACACAACACCAGCUACCAGGGGUUUCUGAGGCUCUCCCCUCACCUGCAACCCCGGAUCAACAAAUUGUGGAAGAAGCCAGAAACGACAUCCCAGAAAGUGGACCAAAUUCGAAAGACCAGGAAAGUGUAGAGAUUGUAGCUGAAAAGAUUAAGCCAAAAGAUACUGAACUGAGCCAGGAAUCAGAUUUUAAAGAAAUUAAAAUCAGUGCAGAGAAACCCAAACCAGAAGAAAACAAAAGAAUGGAACCCAUUGCUAUUAUUAUUACGGACACUGAAAUUAGUGAAUUUGACGUUACAAAAUCUAAAAAUGUCCCUAAGCCAUUCUUAAUGUCAGUUGAAAAUGAGGAAGUCGGGGGUUUUGCUGAGUGUGGUUUUGAGGGUAGAACUUCAGAACAAUAUGAAACACUCUUAAUACAAACAGCCUCUUCUCUUGUCAAGAAUGCUAUCCAGCUGUCUAUAGAACAGCUGGUUAAUGAAAUGGCCUCUGAUGACAAUAAAAUAAACAAUCUUCUACAGUGACUCAAUUUCCAUAUCAUGGGAAGAAAAAAUUUAACGAUGAAUUAUUUUACAUAUUUGUGGCAUUUCUUAUUCAGUAACAAGUAAGAGAUUUUCAGGUGUGGAAUUUAAAUGUACACUCACAGCCCAGAAGUGCUGAAGAAUUAAUUAAGUUUCUGAAACCCUGCCUACCAGUAACAUGCAGCCAUUUCUGGAUGGAGGAGGUCGGUACAGAUCACAGUGCAAAGUGACAUACAGGGAGUUGCUAAAAUGGCCUGUGGAGAUUGGGGUGCCUGAGGGGAGGAAGAUGUAUUUAUUGAGCACUUACAAUAUGCCAUCAUCUCUUUCAUGUCUGCUGAUGUCGCAAAGCCUGGUUUCCUCUUGAUAGUUCAACUCUGUGUAUAGGUUAACAUUGCAUUCAGUUUUCAAAGCUUUUUGUUACAGUGCACAUUUAUGCUGUUUACAAUGGUGACCAAGGUGAGCCUUUUUUUGGUGAAUGUGUUAUUUAUAGUUGUUACAGUCCUAAGCAGUAGUCUUAUCUUAAAAAAAUUGCUUUUUCCCAAUUUCAGCAAAAUAUGCAUAGUUGAAUUAAACAUGAGCGGUUUCUAGUCUUGCUCAAGUCCCUUACAAAAGCCAUUCACAGAUUACUUCAAACAGGCAAAUAACUACCAAGUGCAAAGCUGUGGGGACAGGGAGUGCAUUUUCCCUCUCCGUCCUUCUUCUGCCCCACACAGACUUGUAUAAAUCCAUUUCUGCAUGGGAUCAUCUGAUGAAAAGGUAAAAACAAACAAAACAACAGCAACAACAAAUGCAAAAAGAGUGGAAUAUUAUUUUCCAGCCAGGAGAAGGCAAACUUCCCCAGUACAAGCCAUCACAGAGCACAAGGACUCCUGUUGCAGGAGUACUUCUCCAGAGACCAUACUCCUCAGAGUGCGAGAGCGGAUUCAAAGCCAGCCUGGCAGGAAAAGUCCUAGGAAAUCGUAAUAAUUUAGUAAAAAAUAUUAUUCAUCCUUGACCAAGAAUGAGCCAAGUACAAGGUUGAAUAGAAAGUUAAAAGUUACUGCUAAUGCACAUUUUAAAUGUCAGUAUUCUUUCAUGGUGCCCAUGCGUUCAGAGACACCAGUAAAAAAACAUUUCACGUGGACAUUGAAAAUUAAAUUUUUCAUCAGGGUUUGUUGUUUUUUUUCAAUACAGCUAAUCCCUUACCAAAAAAAUGAACUUAUAACAAUGAGAAGGGCUUAUCUGCAUUUUACUCAGUUACUUAAGUCAUUGAUUUCAUCAAUGAUUUGCCAUACUUUUUGAAAAAGUGAUUCUAUUUCCACCUUUCUUCUGGCCGUGAUACUAUAAUAUACUUCCUCACCUCACAGGUUAGGCUUCGUAUUGUAUAGUCCCCCGCUGUCUACACUGAGAGACGGUGUUACUUCGAAAGUAGAUAAGUAAUGAAGCGCUUGCACUAGAGUUGUAUGUGUGAUUUGUACAUUCCUAGAAAAAAGAAUGUCCUUUAGAUGAUUUUAAAUGGUCUGGUGACUUCAUGAAGUAUUUAUGGAUUGCAUAUAGAAAGUAUGUGUUAAUUUGUCCAGUAGAAUCUUUUUUUUUUUCCUGUAAGUACAUAUUGAGACCUCUGGCAGAAGAACCUAAUCCGACUUUGAAACUGAACUAAAUAAUGGAUAUUAUUAGCAAGAUUCUUUACUGAAUCGAAAAAGCAUUCCUCAGAUUUCCCUACCUUCAUGCUUAUAAACUUGGGAUGGGGGGAUCCACCCAAAUCCUUCAAUUUAGCAAGAUGAAAAGUGGAUCUUUCAAAACACAUGACCCAAUACACCAAUUUCUUUUAUUUGUACAACUUUUAAACAUUUAAAAAAAAAAAAGACAGCCAAAUCAUACUCCCUAAAAAUACUCUUUUUAAUUCACUAUAUGUGGUGCUAAUGGACUUGGACAGCUACCAGCAAAAUAUCAAAUAUUUAAAAGUGAACAAUUUAGACCUGAUUAGAGUUGGUACAUUUUACAGAGUUUUGAGGAAUCCUGUCUUCAUUUACUGCAAGGAUGGCUCGAGCCAACAUAACUUGCACUGCAAGUUUUUAAUCUCUCAUAGGUGAGCAAAAAGCACAGCGCUUAUCAGUUAUUGAAAAUAUUUUGAAAGGUUUAGGUGUAUUUGGGAAUUUUAAAAACAUACUAGGGAAAUAUGUGUAAUGAAUUUUCUUUUUUAAGAAAGUAAUAUUUUAUCUAGUCCUGUGUUUCCACACAUCCCCCUCUGGUUUGAUACAUGUUUUUUAUUAGAAUGUAUUAUAAUGGGUUGUUUUUGUGAUGUAUUUUUAUUAGAAUGUAUUAUAAUGAAUUGUUUUUA
Molecule: messenger RNA, 4228 nt
Organism: Miniopterus natalensis
Lineage: Eukaryota; Metazoa; Chordata; Mammalia; Chiroptera; Miniopteridae
Gene: AKAP5
Product: A-kinase anchoring protein 5
Biological process (GO): positive regulation of adenylate cyclase activity
Cellular component (GO): dendrite membrane; plasma membrane; postsynaptic density
Molecular function (GO): molecular adaptor activity; adenylate cyclase binding; protein kinase A regulatory subunit binding
Source: RefSeq, a predicted model, not a curated record